AUGGCAGCGCGGUCCCGAAAGCCCUGGCUGAGCGUGGUGCUGGGGCUGGUGCUGGGCUUCGCUGCCGCCUCCUGGCUUAUGGCCCCCAGGGCGACCGAGCUGAGCGAGAAGAAGAGGCGCGGCUCAAGCCUCUGUUCCCACUCCGGCCUCCCGGCCGGGCCGGAGGCGGCCCGGGUGGCGGCAGCGCCGGGCAGGCGAAAGGCAGCUCUGGAGACAGCGGCGGGGCUGGGUGGCACGGGUUCCAGAAGCAGCCCGUGGGAGCUUGCGCCCGCGGCGGAGGAGGGCACAGUCCCCGGCCCUGAGGGUGGCGGAGAAGGGCAGCCGCAGGAGCAGGAGGAUGGCGGCCAGAAGCGGAGCAGUGGCCCCGGCGGCAGCCACAACGGGAGUGGGAACUGGGAGGGCGCCUUGAGCUGCGCCGAGCCCCGCAGCUUCCUCUACGUGGGGGUGAUGACGGCCCAGAAGUACCUGGGCAGCCGAGCGCUGGCAGCGCAGCGGACCUGGGUGCCCUCGGUGCCGGGCCGCGUGGAGUUUUUCUCCAGCCAGGGCUCCGCCGCUCCCCCCGGGCUGGCUCUGUUGCCCGUCGUCGCCCUGCCCGGCGUGGAUGACUCCUAUCCGCCGCAGAAGAAGUCCUUCAUGAUGAUCAAGUACAUGCAUGACCACUACCUGGACAAAUACGAGUGGUUCAUGCGGGCAGACGACGACGUCUACAUUAAAGGUGAAAAAUUGGAGGAGUUUCUUCGCUCACUGAACAGCAGUAAACCUCUGUAUUUGGGACAGACUGGUCUGGGAAAUAUCGAAGAACUUGGAAAACUUGGGCUGGAGCCCGGAGAGAAUUUCUGCAUGGGAGGGCCAGGAGUUAUCUUCAGUCGGGAGGUUCUCAGGAGGAUGGUGCCACACAUAGGUGAAUGCCUUCGGGAGAUGCACACCACACAUGAGGACGUGGAGGUGGGCAGGUGUGUCCGAAGGUUUGGAGGAACUCAGUGUGUUUGGUCUUACGAGAUGCAGCAGUUGUUCCAUGAAAACUAUGAACACAACCGCAAGGGUUACAUUCAAGAUCUUCACAACAGCAAGAUUCACACAGCCAUAACACUUCAUCCAAAUAAAAGACCAUCCUACCAAUACAGGCUGCACAAUUACAUACUGAGUCACAAAAUUUCCCAACUGCGCUAUCGGACCCUCCAGCUCCAUAGAGAAAGUGCCUUGAUGAGCAAGCUCAGUAACAGUGAAGUAAUUAAGGAAGAUCAACAACUGGGAGUGAUGCCACCUUUUAAUAAUUUCCAGCCACGUGAAAGGGAUGAAGUCAUUGAGUGGGAGUUCCUGACAGGAAAAUUUCUGUACUCAGUUGUGGAGAACCAGCCACCUCGACAGAGCCUGAGCAGUGUCCUGCAGGCUGCACUGGAUGACACCAUGAUGCAAGUAAUGGAAAUUAUAAAUGAGAACUCUAGAUCUAGAGGAAGGUUUAUUGAUUUCAAGGAAAUGCAGUAUGGCUACCGCAGGGUGGACCCUCUGCAUGGAGUAGAGUACAUCCUGGAUUUGCUGCUUUUGUACAAAAGACAUAAAGGAGGGAAAGUUACAGUUCCAGUGAGACGUCAUGCUUAUCUUCAGCAAUUGUUUAGCAAACCUUUUUUCAAAGAAGGAGAGGAGCUGGAUGUAAGAAGUGUGCUGGAGGAGACCAAUGCUGACACUCAGUCUUUCUCUUUUCUUUCCAAUUCUUUAAAGAUUUUUUCCUCAUCUUUCCAAGGCACUGAAAACACUGGGGGACAUAGUGACAAGAAAAUACAUAUUCUUGUCCCUCUCACAGGAAGAUUUGACAUUUUCUCAAGAUUUAUGUAUAACUUUGAGAAGACUUGUCUGAUUCCCAGGCAGAAUGUAAAGUUGGCAAUAAUUCUGUUCAGUUCUGAGAUGGGUCAAGGCUCCAGCAAACACAUAGAGCUAAUGAAAAAAUAUAACAUUAAGUAUCCUAAGGCAGAUAUGACCCUAAUUCCAAUGACAGGAAAGUUUUCUAGAGGUAUAGGUCUUGAAAUGGCCUCCUCUCGAUUUGACAAUGGCACUUUGCUGCUGUUCUGUGAUGUUGAUCUGGUAUUCACACCAGGUUUCCUCCAGCGAUGCAGAGACAACACUAUCCAGGGAGAACAGGUUUACUACCCUAUAAUUUUUAGCCAAUAUGAUCCAAAAAUAAUAUAUGGAGGCAACCCUCCAGCUGACAGUAGUUUUGUUUUCACAAAAAGAACUGGAUUUUGGAGAGAGUAUGGAUUUGGGAUUACCUGUAUUUACAAAAGUGAUCUACUUACUGCUGGUGGAUUUGACACCUCAAUUCAAGGCUGGGGGCUUGAGGAUGUAGAUCUCUUUACUAAGGUGGUAAGAUCUGGCUUGAAGGCUUUCAGAAGUCAAGAAGUAGGAGUCGUCCAUAUUUUUCACCCAGUUCAGUGUGACCCCAGUUUAGAUCCAGAACAAUAUAAAAUGUGCUUAGGGUCCAAAGCAAGUGCAUUUGCCUCUACUGUGCAGCUUGCUGAACUUUGGCUACAGAAACAUUUGGGUGUCAGGUAUAACCGAACUCUGCCCUGAUAUCUCAGCCUAUUUAGGCCUUUUUAGGGGAUUUUACCUCAUUAUUAUUAUUUUAUUUUGUUGUUGUAGUCUUAAACUCCUUCCUCGUUGUCUUCCAAAGAGCAUUGACCUCAGAUGGAAUGUGUCUGCUAUUGACUGUUGUUUCUUAUACCUGCUGAACUGGUGAAGUUGAUUCCUUUGUGUUUCCUUUCUUUGAAAUUCAGUCCAGUCACAACAAUCAUAUGAUCCCAUGGAGCAUACCCAUCACAAGGAACUGCAUCAUAGGAAUAUUCCCUUUUGGUUUUGGGAUGCAGUAUCUAUUGUUGCAUUUCUCAGAUUUCAUGUGAUACAAAUACUUAUUGGUGAAGUUACCACAAAAGUGCUUUUUGCUUCUUCUGAGGAUGAGUUUAUCUUAUCUGUAAGAUAAACUUGAGUUUUAUAAUUUAUAUGAGGGUUUAUAGGUAUAAAGGCUACAUUUCUUCAUCUUUAGAAUUUUUAAAGUAAAUUAAUAACUAUGAUUGUACCUUUAUUAAAAAAAAAAAUCCACCACAAACAAAAAAGCCACAAAAAAACCCCAAAACCACAAAACCAAACAAAAACCAACCAACCAAAAAAACCCCAUACCAAAAACCCCAGCAAAACCACAAAAACUGAGGAACCACUUGCAAAUACAGCUGAUAAUGGUUACCAAGGUCCUUAAAUGUCUAUAAUAACAAACUUCUCAUUGUUCUAAGUGUAAAUGAACUUGAUUUUCACAAAUAAUAGGAUUUAAUCAAGUGCUCAUAUACCCUUUAGAACUUGUGUGAAUCAACAUCCUUCAUUUGCAGGCACAAAGAAACUGUGACUAAACACAUUUAUUAUGAAGUCCAGUCAUACAGUAUUCUUUUCUUGAAACACGUGAGUUGCUGAUUACCUUACUAGAAUGAGUCUCUAAUAUACAAUUUUCUUUUACAUUCCCUUCAUAAAGCUGCACUUGAUACAGAGUGUUAGAGGUAAAAAUGGCUUCUUUUUUUUUUUUUUUUCAUUUUCCAUUAAUAUUGGUAGUCAGUAGGAAUUUAUUGUUAAAAUAAUUGUAGAAUUUUAAAGUUUCAAAAUUUUCCAUUGUUGAUCAAAGUUCCUUGCCAGUUUAUUUAUAUUAGUAGAGGUUAUAAGACUGUGUUAAAAUUUAUCUCUAGACAGCCUGCAGUUGUCAUAUUGUGGAUUCACGGAGUAUAGUACUUAAAAUUAUACCAACAUAAGACAUAAUAAAAUCAAUUUCUAUCUCUUAGAGCAAUGUUCAUAUAGGGAUAUAUGUGUGCAUGUGUGUGCAGGCAUGUAAAUCCCUAUGUAUAUUGAGAUAUAUAGACAAAGUAAUUUCAAAAUAUGUUCCUCUUUUCAGUUCAAUCAGCAAUUUAUUACAAACAUUCUUUUUGCCGCAUGCUUGGAAUGUUUCAUGUUAUAUUGAGGUAAGAGUUCAAAGGCAUCCAGGAAACCACCAGAAUUCAGCAAAACAAUGCAGUGGGUACAUCUAAUAACCUCAGUACCCUUGAUUUCAAACUACACUUCAAAUAGAGCUUGACAAGAAAAAGUUAGCAUUCUGUCUUUCCUUUCAAAAAACAUCUCAGGUAUUGCAAUUCACUGAUGCAUUUAUUUGUAUGCAGAUACCCUGAUAAAUUUCUCUAGGCAUGAGGAGGGUGUGUAAGUCAGUGUCUGCAGCUCUCUGUUCUGGAUUUACCAGGCAAGGAAAAAGCCAUCCCUCAGAAGGAGUGUGUAAACUCAGAAUUAAAGGGCUGGUCAUAGGUUUUUGUAUGCUUUAAAAAAAGCACAUCCCCAUUUCCUUGUAGCAAUAGUGGUAGAUGAAAACAGGUAGAAGGUAAUUCAUACUUGUCUGCCCUCCACAAGGAAUGCUCCUGGGUUGUUAUUUUCCUGAGGCUCUUGCCUUCUUAGCCCAGUAUUUUUAGCUUAACUGUCUGGAGAAAUUAAAACUCAGUAUUAAUUAUGAAAUCAUUCUUGGAAACUGCUCUUUAAAUAGAGUGCAAAGGUCAAGCUUUGUUCAGUAAGAGACUCAAGAACAAGGAACAUGCAAUGUAUUUAAUCAAUCUUGACUAACUGAUACAACUCAGAUUGUAAAUAUCAAAUACUGUUGAUAAAUGUUAGUGAUUAUUUCAUGAAAAAAAAAA
Molecule: messenger RNA, 4703 nt
Organism: Apus apus (common swift)
Lineage: Eukaryota; Metazoa; Chordata; Aves; Apodiformes; Apodidae
Gene: CHSY3
Product: chondroitin sulfate synthase 3
Exons: 3
Coding region: 1-2565 (854 amino acids)
Cellular component (GO): Golgi cisterna membrane
Molecular function (GO): glucuronosyl-N-acetylgalactosaminyl-proteoglycan 4-beta-N-acetylgalactosaminyltransferase activity
Source: RefSeq, a predicted model, not a curated record